This is a messenger RNA of Paramuricea clavata, 399 nucleotides long. The record is from the annotation of a GenBank genome assembly. Lineage: Eukaryota; Metazoa; Cnidaria; Anthozoa; Malacalcyonacea; Plexauridae.
AUGUCGCCGAAUGCGGGUUUACUCAAUGCGGGAAAUCAAGGUUGUGGUGAGACAAUCAGUAAAAGAGAUCGUACACAUCACGAGAGUGAACUGUGUCAAUUUAUAAAGCUGAAGCGGGUCACAACUGCAUGCGGAGAAAUCAGCACGAUGAUGGCGGACAUGGAAACGGAAAUAGCAAACCCGAACACGAAAAUGGCAAACAUCAACACGAAUCAGACCGAUGUGAGAACGAAAAUGGCAAACAGCAACACGAAUCAACUGCAUAUGGGAAUGAAAUUGGCAAACAUCAACACAAAAAUGGCACACACGGAAACGAAACUUGAAAACAUGGAAGCAAAAAUGGUAAACACUGAGACAAAACUGGAAAACAUGAACACAAAAAUGGCAAGUUUCAUUUAG